UAAGGUGCAAGUUUUACAUAUUUAAUUCUGGAUGCACAUCUGUUUGAUAUAAUCUUUUGUUUUUAAUAUUCACCAACGUAUUUCACAUGUUAACAAACUAAAGCAAACAAGCAUUCACAGUCAAAGAAAAUGAAUAUGCAACAGUAACAAAUAAUUAAGAGAUUAACACUCAUUUUUUAUUUUUAGUUGUUUUUGUUUUUUUGUUUUCCAACUUCGGGACAGUUUUGUUCUGACCUCAGUGCUGAGGGUCAGUGAUGUGAGAUCAGUGUUUUGUUAAAGGACUGUCGGCUUGUUUUCUGAAGGUGAACCACGCUAAUGAUGUCUGGGUCUUGGGGAAAGCUGAGCCCGAGAGUUACGAUGCAAUGGUGACCAAUCAGACUGGGCUCGUCUUAGCAGCUCCAGGGGCCGACUGCAUGCCGCUCCUCUUUGCUGAUCCCGUCGCAAAAGUUAUCGGAGUCGCACAUGCAGGUUGGAGAGGAACCAUAAUGGGGGUUGCCAUGGCCACUGUGAAUGCCAUGGUGACAGAAUUUGCUUGCCAAGUUAGCAACAUUGUGGUGGCUGUGGGACCAUCAGUGGGACCCUGCUGCUAUACCAUGGAAAGAGACCAGGCGUUGGACUUCAUGAGCAUCCAUCCAGACUGUGUUCCUGAUCCAGAAUCAGCCAGACCACACGUCGACAUCCGUCUCGCCAACAGAGUUCUCCUCCAGAAAGGUGGCGUCCUGCCCGAGCACAUCCAUGACAACAAGAUGACGCACUGGUCCUGCGUGACGCCCUGCACCUCAUGUCACCCUGAAAACUACUUCUCCCAUGUCAGAGAUGGGCUUAACUUUGGCACACAGGUGGGCUUCCUGUGGAUCAAACAAACGAAUGAAUUAAUGAGUGUUUAGCACACUUACCUCAUAUUGUUGUCAGCUAAAGCUCCACAAAGUCAAUGUGCUCUUUUGGUAAAAUUACAUGGUAUAAAAAAUGUUAAAAGCAGCAGACAGAAAAUAGCUAAAAACCAAUUGUUUGCUAAUUUACUGUUUGAUAUUUACAGCUUUAAGGAUAAUUUUGCAUGUCCCACAGAUUCUAAUCUUCAAAUAAACUAGAGGAUUAAAGUUACAAUGUGCAAAAUCUCAAUACUAGAUGUCAGUACAUAGCAGACUGCAUUCAACUGAGUUCGGUUUUCGUACCCCUCCCAAUUCAAAUGCACAAUCCUAGCUAAGGUGGCUUCCAUUCAUCUGUAGUGAGUGCAGGCUGUCAGUCCACUGUUCACCUCAGCAGUAGCAAUAUGUAUUGACAUCUAUGGACUCUAGAGGGAAACUGCAAAACUUUGUGGCUGAGUCCAAUAUGAGUCAGUGAAGCUCAUUUCUGUCUGACAACGAUACUGCAGUGUUGUUGAGGAUAUCGAACUUUUUGUCAUUAAACACUGCCCUUUAGUAACACUUUCUUUGAAGUGGAGCUAACUUUGUUGGAUUCAGAGUCUUAGCGAUUAAACUCUCAUACGAUGUGAGAAUGUAAUCAAAUUGUUUAUCGGAGGGAAAAUGUGAUUUUUAGGACACUUGAGUCUAACAUUAGCUAAUAUAGCAUUAGCUUAUUGCUGUUGUGUUUUAGCCAGCUCAUUGUUAGCUGGAGGCCGUAGAGUCGCAUGUCUAAUCUGCCAUCAAUAAGUAAUUAUAAUGAUAUCAGGAAGAAAUGAACAUGUUUAUGCACAUUUUCGUGUGUUAGAGCUCUGACUUCAGCUCAGUAGGUUCAGCUGAGGAGAAAGAGGAUGACACUUUAUCCAGGUAUCACCUUCCCUCGCAUUUUCGCUUCUUUAAUGAAAACAACCACUUCUCAGAUGAUAAAACAUGGGUAUGAUCAUAUCUUGAGUCUGUAGGUGCAGACACAAAUUAAUAUUUUACUAAGCUAAAUUAUUACUAUUUUAUUUUUUAGAAUUUCACUAACUUUCAGGGAUUUCUCAUUUGAACAAACAUGUUUUAUAGCUCGUAAGAUUUUUGGGGGUGAAUCUAACUCUGCAGGGAAUUAUUUCUAUGUUGUUGGAAACAGCAUAGAAAUACUGGACUGAUACAGUUUGUCCAAACAUGUAUAUUUGGAUAGUUUACCUGUAUUGUGGGUCCAAUGUACCAAGCAAACUACCCACUAGCCAGUAAGCAUUCACCUAGCGGCUCUAAUCUGUCUCUCUUAAUUCCAACCUGAGCCAACAGAAUUAUUUAGAGAAUGAAUUGGUGGGUUUAAAUACUUGAUUAACACAUGGACCAAAUAGACCUUUUUCUUUUUAUUCUUGUACUGAAAAUCUUGAGAGAUGGUUUUUAAUGGCAUUUAACUUUAGUCAGAGACGUACAGCAUAAUAUUACUCAGUGAUAUAAGAUUUAAGACAGAACACACAUACCUUAAAGGAGUGAGGCUCUGAGCGGUGAGGCCAUUCAAUUUCUCUUGGUGAAUGACUGUAAAAAUCUGUACAGCACAUUUUACGUUGAUAUUUCUCUUUCUGCAUUGUAAAGCAUGGUAAUUUUAGUGUUCAAUAAACUUUCAGUCCAAUGACCGGCUACGUGGGUUUUAUUAAUAAACUGACUGACAGAUAGCAGUUGGGUUCAUCAGAGUUCAAAUCUGUCACAUUUUACAGUAGAAUAUCCAGGCGAUAGAUGGGUCAUUCCAUGAAAACCAACCAACUGCACCAGUUUAAUGUUUCUGAUGGAGAGGAACAGAAACAACCAUUAGUUUGAUCUGUUCUCUGAUUAUUCUGUGGGGAAAAAACAACUUUUGAGUCCAACUUUUAAAGGAUUUCAUCACCAUGUGAGAUAAGCCAGAACAAGUUAUACCAAAUAGGAAAUUUGUUUGUUU
Haplochromis burtoni (Burton's mouthbrooder) is the source of this 2823-nucleotide messenger RNA. RefSeq names its product purine nucleoside phosphorylase LACC1. Lineage: Eukaryota; Metazoa; Chordata; Actinopteri; Cichliformes; Cichlidae. The record is from RefSeq and is a predicted model, not a curated record. The coding region runs from base 363 to 887 and encodes 174 amino acids. Gene Ontology annotation, molecular function: copper ion binding. The transcript has 3 exons.